This is a messenger RNA of Drepanopeziza brunnea f. sp. 'multigermtubi' MB_m1, 726 nucleotides long. RefSeq lists its product as uncharacterized. Lineage: Eukaryota; Fungi; Ascomycota; Leotiomycetes; Helotiales; Drepanopezizaceae. Gene Ontology annotation, cellular component: nucleus; preribosome, small subunit precursor. Gene Ontology annotation, biological process: rRNA processing. The record is from RefSeq and is a predicted model, not a curated record.
AUGGCGACCGAAGUACAGCAAACGCCGUUUGUUAAACAGCUUGCUGCCAAUGACAGACCAACCCGCGAUGCUGCCGUCGCAUCCCUCCGCACCUAUCUCUCUGGUCGGCGCGAGCUGCCUCAUCUCGAGCUCAUGAAGCUCUGGAAAGGCCUCUUCUACUGCAUGUGGAUGUCCGAUCGACCGCGUACACAGCAAGCCCUCGCCAAUUGUCUCGCAGACCUCGUGGCCGCGCUGCCCUCCGAGAGCACUAUCCCCUUCCUGCGCGCCUUCUGGCAGACGAUGCAGAGGGAGUGGACGAACAUCGAUGUGUUGCGCAUGGAGAAGUUCUUGUUACUGACGAGGAGGUAUCUGGGGGCGACCUUCAAGGCGAUGGCCGAGAAGGAGUGGGGCGACGAGUUGGUGAAUGCGCACAUGGAGUUGUUGGCAGAGGUGCCAUGUAAUGUCGAGGAGGUACGGGUGCCGAAUGGGCUAAGGUUCCACGUUAUCGAUAUAUAUGUGGACGAGUUGGAGAGAGUGGGCGUGUUGGGGGAGGAAGGGAAGGAGGAAACGGUGGAGAGAUUAUUGGGACCAUUGAGGGCAUUGGCGAAGCAAAGCCCAACGAAGCCGGUGAGAGUAAAGGCCAAAGAGGCGUUGGAAGAUGAGAGGUUACCAGGUAAUGCUAAGGUGAACGCCGAGGCAGAAGAAGAUGCGAAGGAGGAGGAUGCUUGGGCUGGGUUCGAGGACUGA